AGGGAGUCGGCCAUCUUGGGUUCGCCCGGACUGUGAGCGAGCGAGCGGGGGAGGGACUGGCUGGUUGCGGAAGUGGCCGCGUUCGCUCGCCCGUAGUGGAGAGAGAGGCGAGAAGGAGAGUCCAGGGGCACCCACCUUUCCCCGGCCAGCACCGUCUCUAGCGAGGAGGAUGGCAGGGCGGCUGCCGGCGUGCGUGGUGGACUGCGGCACGGGGUAUACAAAAUUGGGAUAUGCUGGAAAUACAGAACCACAGUUCAUCAUUCCUUCAUGUAUUGCAAUCAAGGAAUCGGCAAAAGUUGUUGAUCAAGCACAAAGAAGAGUUACGAAAGGUGUGGAUGAUUUAGACUUCUUUAUUGGGGAUGAAGCAAUAGAAAAACCAACUUAUGCAACAAAGUGGCCUAUCCGCCAUGGUAUAGUUGAAGACUGGGACUUGAUGGAGAGGUUUAUGGAGCAAGUUAUCUUUAAAUAUCUAAGAGCAGAACCGGAAGAUCAUUACUUUCUUUUAACUGAACCUCCACUAAAUACUCCGGAAAAUAGGGAAUAUACUGCUGAGAUAAUGUUUGAGUCCUUCAACGUUCCAGGACUGUACAUUGCUGUUCAGGCUGUCCUUGCCUUAGCUGCAUCUUGGACAUCGAGACAGGUUGGAGAACGGACAUUGACUGGCACAGUUAUAGACAGUGGAGAUGGUGUUACUCAUGUUAUUCCUGUGGCUGAAGGCUAUGUGAUUGGCAGCUGUAUCAAACAUAUUCCAAUUGCAGGACGAGAUAUAACAUACUUCAUUCAGCAACUGCUGAGAGAGCGAGAAGUAGGAAUUCCUCCUGAGCAAUCCUUGGAAACUGCUAAAGCAGUGAAGGAACGCUUUAGUUAUGUCUGCCCUGAUUUAGUAAAAGAAUUUAACAAGUAUGACAUAGAUGGUACAAAAUGGAUUAAACAAUAUACCGGAAUCAAUGCAAUUUCAAAGAGAGAAUUCACCAUUGAUGUUGGCUAUGAGAGAUUCCUGGGGCCAGAGAUCUUCUUUCAUCCUGAGUUUGCUAAUCCUGACUUCACACAACCCAUUUCAGAAGUAGUAGAUGAAGUUAUUCAGAAUUGUCCUAUUGAUGUUAGACGUCCUCUGUAUAAGAAUAUUGUCCUAUCUGGAGGUUCGACCAUGUUCAGGGACUUUGGUCGCCGUUUACAACGAGAUUUGAAAAGAACUGUUGAUGCCCGGCUGAAACUCAGUGAGGAGCUGAGUGGUGGCAGACUGAAGCCCAAACCUAUUGAUGUACAAGUCAUUACGCAUCAUAUGCAAAGAUAUGCAGUUUGGUUUGGAGGAUCAAUGCUGGCUUCCACACCUGAGUUCUAUCAAGUAUGCCACACCAAAAAAGAUUAUGAAGAGAUUGGUCCUAGCAUCUGUCGUCACAACCCAGUGUUUGGAGUCAUGUCUUAAAACUGACCCGAGAGGGGUCAGGGCUAGGGAAUGGGGGAAGAGGAGGGUCUUUCUGAUUACUUGUUUGUCUGGAUGGCGGGUAUUAAGAUAACAAACAUGACUUGACAAUAAGAAAAAGACCAAACACAAUUAAACAGGAAUAUUUUAAUAAGUGUCUCAACAUGCGGAUAUAGUGGAAAGCCAAAAUAAUUAAGUGUUUUUCUUUAGAUUGAAUAUUUGAACCUGUGUGUAACAAAACAAAGAAGUGGGUUUUAGUUCUUUCUGUGCCCUGAUAUUUUGUAUAUUGAUGAAUUAUCCAAGAUUUGAUGGGAUUUGACGGUGUGUAGAUAGAUAAUCAGCUCUCUAAUGCUUCAAUUGUACUCUUACAUGUGUACAAUGCAAGAACUUGUUUAUAUUUCAUACUUUUUUAUACUUUGAGGAUAAAUAUCAAUUAAAGAAAAACUGUAAUAUUUGAGGAAAAAAUACCAGUGACCAACUUAAGGGUAAAUUAAAAAAUAUAUAUAUUGGGCACAUGAAGCUUACUCAUGUGACUCUAGUUAUUGCAAAUUAUGACCAAUCUGAAUCCUCGGUUCCAACUUUGGAAGUGCUUUUGGAACAAAGAAGCUAGUAUCUUGGGUUAACCGAUGCCUGCUAGUGCUUUCUGAUUACUCGGUGCAUUUUCAUUCUAUUUCUUGCUUAAAAAAACAAAAGUAAAGACAAGACUGUUGGACCAGUAUUGCAGUUCCGUAGUGUCAUUUCUAAUUAAAAAACAAAUAAUCCCGUUAUCGAAAGUGGUGUAUUUUAAAGCCUAACACCAUUCCAAUAAAGGCACAACAUUUCUUUUUA
This is a messenger RNA of Gopherus evgoodei (Goodes thornscrub tortoise), 2251 nucleotides long. It is a transcript of the gene ACTR3, whose product is annotated as actin related protein 3. Gene Ontology annotation, biological process: Arp2/3 complex-mediated actin nucleation. The record is from RefSeq and is a predicted model, not a curated record. NCBI's taxonomy places the organism in Eukaryota, Metazoa, Chordata, Testudines, Testudinidae. The transcript has 12 exons. The coding region runs from base 170 to 1426 and encodes 418 amino acids. Gene Ontology annotation, cellular component: Arp2/3 protein complex; actin cortical patch. Gene Ontology annotation, molecular function: actin filament binding.